AAAAUCAAAUUCUACAAAUAUGAAUAAGCUGCUUAUACUGGCGCUUUGCCUGGGCGUGGCUGCUGCAGAUUUCCAGGGAGGACGACUCAAACGAGACGACUUCCAUAGUCGCCACUACACUGCCCACAACCAAGCCAUCGCGACCGCCCGCAAGAAUGCCUAUGCAUCCAGUGGUUCGGCCGGACUAGGGGCAGGCGUCGGUGGAGAUGCCUCUUUAGCAGGCGGCAGUCUGGGUAACCUGGAGAGCUCCUACGAUUCCGUGGGCGCCGUAGAGGCCGCUGAAGGCGCCUCCGGCCAGGGAAGUGCCAGCGAGACUUUUGGUGCUGGCUCUAACUUUGGUCACGAAUCUGGUGUCAACUUUGCAGGUAGCAAUUCCGCCGGGUUUGGUUCUCAGAACGCUGCUUCCUUCGGCGCCCAGAAUGCUGCUUCCUUCGGCUCCCAGAACACGGCCCAGUUUGGGUCUUCGUUCGCUAGCAACGCCGCCUUCAAGACCAGCCACUCGUCCAACUUUGGAGCCUCGUCCGCCCACAACGUGGGCAGCAAUGUGGAGUUUGCCGACAACUCGAAUGCCGGCGCUGAGGUCAACUUUGGCGGCGCGAACACUUUGAACUCCGAGUCCCAGCUUGUCAAUGGAGCCCAACAGACUGUCCAUACGGUCCAGGCAGCCCCCGUAAGGAGCGGCGCUAACGUCGAGUACAUUCGCCAGGAGAAGAUUGUCUCGGCCCCCAGGCAGGUUUUCUACACCGCCCCCUCCGGCGGCACCGAGAAAUAUGUCCAGCAUGUGGAGCGCAUUGUCGAGCAGCAGGCCCCAGUGCAGAUCGUCCAGGCCCCAGCCAGCACCCAGCACUACUACCAGCGCAAGGUCACCACCACCGCAUCGGCUCCCCAGGUUCUUGUGCAGCAGCAGCCCUCCAGCCGCCUAUCCUAUGGCUCCAACUAUGGCUCCAACUUUGGCUCCAACGCAGCCUUCAGUUCAAACCUUGGCAGCUCCUUCGGCCAUUCGGCAGGACUCAACGUCCAGCAAGCCAGCAACUCGCAGCUGCAGCAGCUACUCAACCAGGUACACCAGACCGCUAGACAGCAGGCAGCAUCCAGCUCGGUGAGCACUGGUUCCGGACUAUCCACGGCCGGCGGCUUCAACAGCGGCCUGACGAGUGGCAACCAAGUCGCGCAGACGCAGACGGGCAGCGGUUACGGCUCGAACGCUGGUUUCGGCUCCAACACCGCAUUCAAUUCGAACUCGGGCUUUGGCUUCAACUCUGCCAGCUCUCUGAACUCUGCCAGCUCCUUGAACUCUGCCAGCUCCUUGAACGCCGCUAGCUCCUUGAAUGCCGGAACCAGCGGUUCUCUCCUGAGUGGCUCCCUACUGAGUGGUUCUCUGUUGGGCGGCAGCCAGGGCUCCCUUCUUGGCGGUCAGAGCAACUUCGGUGUCUCCGGCGGUCUUGCCAGCGGCCAACAGCAGCAGCAGGAGUCGGGUGCCGGUAACUUUGGGGCUAGUGGUGCCGGUUCCGGUGGCUACCAGACCAAGCAAUGGGAGAAGCAGUCCAAAUGGUCCUCCCAGUCUGAGUUCGACUCGACCGGCCACGUGAAGAACUACAAGGACCUGGCCACUGGCGAGAGCGAGAACUACAACAUCAAUGGAAAGCAGUUUGGCUACAACGCGGCCACCGCCUCUGUGGAUGACAACGGCAAGGUCAGCACCUACAGUGUCCACUCCUAAGCAGUUUACUCUAAGGCAAUAAUGAUUUUGUGAAUCAGACAAUGUAUAACGAAAUGAUUAAAUGUCUCACAUUUAAACUAA
Messenger RNA from Drosophila persimilis, 1801 nucleotides. Its product is annotated as nucleoporin NUP145. NCBI's taxonomy places the organism in Eukaryota, Metazoa, Arthropoda, Insecta, Diptera, Drosophilidae. The record is from RefSeq and is a predicted model, not a curated record. Bases 20 to 1720 code for a protein of 566 amino acids. The transcript is spliced from 5 exons.